This is a messenger RNA of Fusarium redolens, 1014 nucleotides long. Its product is annotated as putative isoflavone reductase family protein. The record is from RefSeq and is a predicted model, not a curated record. Bases 1 to 1014 code for a protein of 337 amino acids. Gene Ontology annotation, molecular function: oxidoreductase activity. The transcript has 2 exons. NCBI's taxonomy places the organism in Eukaryota, Fungi, Ascomycota, Sordariomycetes, Hypocreales, Nectriaceae.
AUGGUCAGAUACGCUAAGGACAAACCUGCAGGCUUCACCAACGCCAUUGAGAGAGUUGCAAUCGUGGGCGCCGGCGGUACAAUCGGCUCUCAUAUCGCCAACGCCCUUCUCCAAUCCGGCAAACACACCGUAACUGCCUUGACUCGCAAAGGAAGCACCAAUGACCUCCCUGAUGGCCUUCUCGUCACCCCAAUCGAUUACAACGACGAAUUAACUCUUAUCGCUGCCCUGCACAACCAGCAAUUCCUCAUCAUAACCAUGGCUCCCAAUGCUCCCAAGGACACGCAUAGUAAACUCGUUCAAGCAGCCGCCAAAGCAGGUGUACCCUACAUCAUGCCCAAUGGGUACGCCGGCGAUAUCGAGCAGGUCAAGCUCGGCGAGGAUACCAUCCUUGGCCCGAUCGCGAAAGCGAACAGAGAUGAGAUCGAAAGGCUUGGUAUGAUGUGGAUCACUGUUUGUUGCGGAUUCUGGUUCGACUAUAGUCUUGCCGGCGGUGAGAAUCGUUUUGGGUUUGACUUUGAUAAGAAGUCACUUACGCUUUAUGAUGAUGGGAGUGUGAAGAACUCGACUUCUACUCUUGCGCAGGUUGGAAGGGCUGUCGCCAAGGUUUUGAGCUUGAAGGAACUCCCUGAUGAUGAGAACGACGAGAGCCUCACACUUUCUAGGUUCUUGAACCGGGCGAUUUACUUGAACAGCUUUGUCGUCAGCCAGCGAGACUUGUUUGAAAGCGUCAAGCGUGUUACUGGUACUUCUGACUCAGACUGGACUGUUACUCAUGAGUCGAGCAAGAAGAGGUAUGAGGAGGGUAUGGCGCAGGUUAAGCGAGGAGACAUGAGUGGAUUCAGCAAGUUGCUCUAUGCCAGGGCGUUCUUCCCGGGGGAUCCGAGCAAUCUGUCUACUAAGUCACAGAACAGGUUGCUUAGCUUGCCAGAAGAGGAUUUGGAUGAAGCUACGAAGGAUGGUAUUGCGUUGGUUGAGGUUCUGAAGGGUCGUGGUGAGCGCAUGAAGCAUUAG